UUGAUGAAAUCGCUCGACUGUUUGUUACGAUUGCGAUUUGUUGUCAUAUUAGAUAAUUUUUGUUAAAAUUAUUAUAAUUAACCUAGCUCAAUAAGGUAAUUGAUUCGGUAUCGGAAAGCAGUGAUCGGCAUGCCGAAAGCUGAGCGGAUGCAGCCCGAAGAAACCUCCCUUGCCGAACGUGGUUUGUGAAGACCAAAGUGAAGAAGGAAAAAAACGGAACCUGUACGUGUGUCUCUGCGGUGUGAGCCCCGUGCUCUGAAGUGUAUGGCAAUGUUUAGGCAGUGCUGCUGACGAAUACUGUUUCAUCUAACCCGAAAAACUCGAGCCACACCGCAACCGAUGGCAAAUUUCAGCAAAAUUCGUCCCAGAAGCUAGAGGCGCGUGAUUGUUGGUUUUGUUUGAUAAACGUGCAGAAAUUGGGGGUAGCCAGUGAGUAGCGAAGAUAACGAAAAAUUGGGGCGAUCCCCUCGAGUCACAAAAGAAUAGUUUGCGAAAUGCACGAUUGCAAUUGGAAAACGAGCUCGAAAUGAUGUGGUCAAAAAGAAAGUUUACGGAAACCUAGCAUUACAUGGAUUACAAAACAGUGCUUGAUGCGGUGAAAGGAAUGCCUCCAAUUCAUCAAGUACAAAAGGCAGAGUCAAUAUAGUGCUGGAGGCGAAAGUGUUCGAAGAAAAAAGUAAAGAAGUGCUGGAAGAAGCCGUUAGGAAGCUGUUGGUCGCUGUCCGAAAUCAGAGAAAAACAAAAAAAUAGAAACAUACUAAUGCGGUUUGGAUAUAAAAAGGUUGCUGACGGUUGUGAUGGGCGAAACAAGCACAUAAAUUCUACCUAGAUAUCGCUGCCAGCUCGGAAUACAAAGCAAGCUGCCACCGGAAACGCAUCAACCGGAACAAACAAGUGUCGAGUAGAAGGCAGAGGAGUAUAAUUGCAUUUGAUGAGUUUUAAUGAAUUCGAACGAAGCGAGUGGUUGAGUUGCAAGCGAAGUCGACACGAUUAGACCGACAGGAGCACACCUACUGUCACGGACAACGGACAAGGAGUAAAAGCAUUUAAAUUUCUUCGGAUAGGAAAAGUUUUUGUUCUCUUGCACAACAGAUUUCUAUGUCCGUCUCUGCGUUGCAAACAGAUGAGAAAAGAAGAAUAAUUGUCCCGGAGGGGUUGGUGAGAAUAAUUUAGCGCCCCUGUUUAGGAGUGAAAGUCCUUUGCCAAAGUAGAACCAAGAUAAGAAGAAAGGGAAAACAUAAUUACAUGGGAACAUUAAGUGAAAUAAACUGCAUUUGUGCGUUAAAUUGCGCCCAGGAAUUAAGUUCAGUGUUCGGUAGAUUGAAAUUUAAUGGAAACUAAGCCGAUAUUUGCUGCGGGAAGUGCCACCCAGCCGCUACCGAAAGCGUAUGAGCAAACUAAAUAGUUUUGACCCUUUGGCCUUUCAUACCAUCUGUAAAUUUGUCCUGCAUCCUAUUUCUAUUCGAUAAUACUAGUAAAUAGUCAUAAUAUUAAUACAAAUAAUAAUAAUAAUAAUAGCACCGUAACGCGUCUGCAACUCGAUUCGCAGAUUUUUAGCGUGUUAGUGUAGUUAAAGAAUCUGGUCUAAUUCAUAUAAAUGGCUUUGCAUCUCGACGUAUAACAUGUGUGUUGAUAAGGUAGUGCAUAGUAAGUAUAAGCCUCACUCAAUCACAGUGCACUCGUAAAAUACUGAGGGAAAUUAUUAGUGCUGCUGCUUUCGCGGUGAAUAUCCUAACGGAAGUGAUACGGACCUAGCGUGGGCUCAAGCUACGACAAACUCGGUGAACCAAACCGGUGCGACCGUUGUCAGUACAACAUCAAUUGUUAGGAGGAUUUUAACUACGGUGCCAAAUAUAGGUGCCAAAGGUGCCGCCUUCUUACAGGAGGGGGCUCCGCAGAGGCGCUAGGCUGCCAGCUGCAGGCGAUGCACCGAUUUGCAGAUCGACCGGGUGGACCUGGCCUAAGAUGGGGAGCGUGCUACUCACGGCUGUGUUCAUAGCGUUACAUUUUGCUACCGGCCUGGCCAACCCAGAUUCUAAGCGUUUAUAUGACGACCUCCUGAGCAACUAUAACCGAUUGAUACGGCCCGUGGGCAACAACUCCGAUAGAUUAACAGUAAAAAUGGGUCUGCGGCUAUCACAACUAAUUGACGUGAACCUUAAAAACCAAAUCAUGACUACUAACGUGUGGGUAGAACAGGAAUGGAAUGAUUAUAAGCUCAAAUGGAACCCAGAUGACUACGGUGGAGUGGACCAGCUCCAUGUGCCAUCGGAGCACAUUUGGCUGCCAGACAUUGUGUUAUAUAAUAAUGCGGACGGUAACUAUGAGGUGACAAUAAUGACAAAAGCAAUUUUACAUCAUACGGGUAAAGUAGUAUGGAAACCACCUGCCAUUUAUAAAUCAUUUUGUGAGAUCGAUGUUGAGUACUUUCCAUUUGACGAGCAAACAUGUUUCAUGAAAUUCGGCUCGUGGACGUAUGAUGGAUACUUGGUGGAUUUGCGCCAUCUCCAGCAGACGCCAGAUUCGGAUAGCAUCGAAGUGGGAAUAGAUUUGCAAGAUUACUAUAUAUCAGUUGAAUGGGACAUUAUGAAGGUGCCUGCCGUUAGAAAUGAAAAAUUUUAUAGUUGUUGUGAAGAACCAUAUCUGGAUAUUAUAUUUAAUAUAACGUUAAGGAGAAAGACACUUUUCUACACCGUAAACUUGAUCAUACCUUGCGUUGGGAUAUCGUUUCUCUCCGUACUAGUUUUUUAUUUGCCCAGUGACUCCGGCGAAAAGAUAUCAUUAUGUAUAAGUAUAUUACUGUCACUCACUGUGUUUUUUCUACUGCUGGCUGAGAUCAUUCCACCAACGUCACUAACGGUUCCGCUGCUAGGCAAAUAUUUAUUAUUCACGAUGAUGCUAGUCACAUUGUCCGUAGUUGUUACCAUUGCCGUACUGAACGUUAACUUUAGGUCACCCGUUACGCACAAAAUGGCACCAUGGGUGCAUCGAAUUUUUAUAGAACUAUUGCCUAGGGUGUUAUGUAUAGAGAGGCCGAAGAAGGACGACGAACCAUCCGAAAACGAGGAGCAGCCGCCCGAGGUUCUGACGGACGUGUUUCAGGUGCCUCCGGAUGUGGAGAAGUACGUUGGCUACUGUGGGAAAGAUUUCAGCACGGAUUUUGACAUUCCUGCACUGCCACCGUCACGUUUCGACGUUGCCGCGUCGGGUGGCGUUGGUCCAUGUUUUGGCGAGCCACCGCUACCAGCACUGCCAUUGCCAGGUGGAGACGACGAUCUCUUCUGUCCAACCGGCAACGGGGAUAUGAGUCCGAACUGUUGCGGGGACUUAAGCCCGACCUUCGAGAAGCCCAUGCUGCGGGAAAUGGAGAAGACGAUAGAGGCCUCGAGAUUCGUUGCUCAACACGUUAGGAAUAAGGAUAAAUUUGAGAGUAUAGAAGAAGACUGGAAAUACGUAGCACUUGUCCUAGAUCGCUUGUUUCUGUGGAUAUUCACGAUAGCUUGCGUAAUGGGUACGGCCCUGAUCAUCCUACAGGCACCCAGUUUAUACGAUACCACCCAGCCGAUCGAUGCGAUGUACUCUAAGAUUGCCAAGAAGAAGAUGGAACUGCUCAAAAUGGGCAGCGAGAAUGUAUAGCAUCCGCCCGGGUUCGCGUCCGCUGUUUGGAAGUACAUUCUGAACUGGAUGCGAACCCUGGUCAACGAGGAUGACCAUUAAGAAUCCGACAACAGCAACAUUAAAAUAAAUAUAAACGAAGCAACAAAAAAUAUACAACGCCCCUAAAUUAAAAACUCUCACAUUCUCGGAAUGCCAAGGGAAACAAAGCGAGUGACAGAGAGAGAGAGAAGGGGGGAAGAGAGAGAGAGAGAGACAAACGACAGACAACCCAACAAAACCAAAGUUACCCCACUCACAUCGUCAGUAGAAGUGGCGCUGUUGGUUUCCACUGUUGAAUUUUGGAAGCCGCCCUGCUGCGGUAUACAAUCACGUACACCGUUUGCCGCACUGCCAUCAUCAUUGCCGCGGCGCGUUAGAAGUUGUUCGAGGAAUAGCGAGAGAGGGUGUUUCGGGGCGGAGGCGGCAUUUGUCUGUGCACCCAGAAACGGUCCGCUUAUGCAUGAAAAGUGAUUUUUUCUGUAUCCAUCCAGCCAGAUGUUAACCAGGGCCCGUAACACGCACACACACACACCCUCGCCUGGUCUGCACCGUCACCCUCAGCAACAGAUGGCGCUGCUGCAAGAAGAUCCCAAAGAACGUCCGUCAAUCACGUGAGUCAACAGCGUUAUAUACUGCUACUGAUUGUCCGUUUUGUGUUUUCUGUUUGGUUUCGAUUUCUCGAGAGAAAAGAAUGUCAAUAACAAUCAAAUUAAUGUUAAUAUCACGCGUCAAACUGUAGUUUUUAAUAAACAGGAGAAGAAACAAAAAAACUUUUUUACAAGACGAAACGAUAGACGACGGUGAUUUCAUAAGUAGAGCAAAUUGCUUUUGGUUUUAACUCUUUCGGUAUUCAGUGGCCAUUUUUCCGUUUCAAUAGAGCAAUACCCGUUUUGGCUGAAACUAAAUUGACAUUGGUGUAAAUAGUGCGGUAAAAAAAAAUCGAUUCAGCUUAUUUUUUCUUGAUUUUCAAACUGUAAAACAAUAAGCAAAUGGCAGAAGAUACGAGUGCAAUGUGAUUGAUGAAAAUCUGAACUUAAAACGUAGCAUAAUUUGUUGAUGUAGUAACCGAUGAGCAACUUGGUGUAAAUAGUUGAAAUUUUGUUGAAAAUCUAUUCUAGCGGAAUUGGGUAUGCCAAUACUAAAAGCAGCAAAAGAACAAUGGAAUCUAAUUCGCAAGAUAGUUGGUAUUUUUUAUAUUGACACUGAUGAUGGUGGGCGGAAGAAUUGAUAUGAUAGUUAUUUUUAAGUGACGAAGAUGUGUAACCAAAGAAGUGAAACGUCAUUUAGUUAGACAUUGAAUUUGCGUAAAUUUUUUAUACACUCAGACAGGGCGAAAAGAAAUUAGACUUGGUUUAUUCACAACGCGACGUAAAAUGACAGCACUUUUUCCAGGACGAUAUGUUGUGUUCAUCACUCCAUUGCAAAGCAACUGCUUCUCAGUAAUUUUCCGAUGAGAGCAGAUUUGCGAUUAUUAACAGCUCUACUACCUGGCUGGCAAACUAAAUCGAAUCGGCAAUAUUGCAGUGUAUGUUUUGACGAGGAAUGUAAAAAUGAAAAUCCUUCCACCACUGCGCCCGAGAGUGGCACCGAAGAAAAAUCGGUUCUCUACCGAAAGCGAACGAAAGUGAGGGCAAAGGCGCAACGAACGGAGAAGUAGAAUUGAACUGGAGCAGAUUAAAGAGUAAAAGAACAAUCAGCUUGCACCGGUCUGAUAAUAAAGUGUCUUAUCUACAGGAAAUUCUACCAAAAUUCCCAAUAAUUGAAUGCUAAAAUUACUGCAGACAAAAAACAUGAAAACCCAGUGAGAACAGUCGGAAAUGGUUACCUAUUGUUGCAUCUUUGAAAUUGGUGUCUCGGCAGCAAUCAAACAUAUUGCCCAAAUUUCAUAGAUUGAUCGGAAAUUUCCUAUAAUCACUAGAUAAAACAUGACAAGAAGUAACUGAAUAAAGCGUGUAUGUAUUUUAUAUAACACAUUAUUACUGGAGUAAAGCAACAUUUUCGUAAACUAUAGGUGUACAUGUAGUUAGAUUUUAUAUCAUUGAAUGAAUUGAAGUUAUACUAAGAGCAACGUGGUAACAAGCAAGUAUCAAAAUAGCGCAAACAACAUGCAGAGAAUUGUAGUUAAUAUAAUUAACAAUGAAUUUAUUCGUUUGAACAAACGGAAAUACUGCGUCAUGAAUCUACUCCCACAUACAUUUACACAAAUUACAGCAAAAAAAAGUAUUAAAUCUCAAACGACCUUAUAGGACGGUUCAAAGAUUAAUUGAUUACACAUACACUCCCAGCUCGUAUAGAGAAAAUGUUUUCGUUUGUAGCUGCAAUGAACAUUUAACAAAAAAAAGCAACACUUACUUAACAACCAUUGUAUGUAUUCCACUUUCAACAGCCUCACAGCUGGAGGCGAUGGGUGGCGAUGCUUAAAGCAUAGAACCGCAACAGCAGAGGGAAAAACAACAGCAACAACAACAACAACAACAACAGAAACAAAUACAUUAACAUACAAAAUCAGAAACUUCUCAUAGUUAACAAGAAACGUUAGUCCAUAUAGGGAGAAAUGAUACUAGUACGUACUAUUUCAGGCAUGCCUGCGGCCGUUGCUAGCUAACUAGCUUGUUUUCCUUUCGGGGGAUGGGAUGCGAAAUCCUUAUGCCAAAUUCAUCACAGCGGACUUCUUCGGAGAUCGGUUUAUUGUUGCGUUUUAGGAUUUCAUUCUAUGUUUUUCAGUUUCGAGUUUUGGAAAUUGAAGUUUUGCUUUCAAUUUUUUCGUUCAUCCAAUUGUCACAGUCGAAUGAACUCCGGUCGCAAAUAACUAUUACAUCUAGUGAGUGAGUCUGUACUAUAUAAUAACAAGAAGAAGUAACUAAAAAAAAUAUACUGCCCAUUAAUAGGAGUUUUUAACAAUCUUGUUUAAAUUUGACAUUAGCUUCUGGUGCUGUGGACUUGUUAGAUAAUGUUUGGUGAGUAGGUUUCUAAUAUCAUUUUUUUCGGAUUGUAAUUCGUUUUUUAAUACUAAGAAUAAAAAAAAUUGAUAAUUAAGUUGAGUGUAUAAGUUUAGCGGUGUUUUGCGCAAUAAAUUAUGAACAGGUUUCAUGGUGGCAAUUUUGGCCACAGGUUUCUUUUUAACAGGUUUUAAUAUGAUAACCAUCAAAUAACAACCGAUUACCGUUUUUAGAUAUGGUUCCUAUCAGAACCAAUGAAGAAAGCUAUCGCUUCCGACAGAAUUCUGUAUUUUCUCCAAGUGCACAGUGCAACCGGUUUUAUUAGGAGAGUGUUUCGAUUUAUCGACGAUUGAAUCCUUCGCGGAAAAUAAGCAGCUAGUACGUUGUUGGUAAGCAAGCAACAACUUCAUAAGUAAAACAUCAGUCUGAGUUUCAAAUGCGUCAAAACCAACAGAUUACUUUUCUCGUAACUCAAACUCUAUUCUUAGUAUUUUUCAAAACAAAACGAAAUGUACUUAAUCCCGUGUGUAGACCGUGAUAGCUCGUAUAUUGGUAUGACUACUCAGCCGAUUUGCCGCUCACUGCUCUCUCAUGAAACGCUGCGAAUAUUUCAAAGAUUCUAGCAUGGAGAGAAAAGUGAAGGAAGAAUAUAAAAAGACGGCCCUGAUGAAGCAGUCAGCUCUGGGCCGCGGUGUCCCUUGCUGUUCAAAGAAGUCGUCUCCAUUCAAUUCGGUCAAUUGCUACAGCUCGCCAACCAUGUCAUCUACAGAGGCCCCGUAAACCAUCGUCUAUUUGAUCGAACCACCUUCCUCGCUACGCACCUUGGCGUCUCGUUCCAGUCGGGUCAUUUACGAGACCCAUUUUCACCGGGCUUUCGACAUCCUUAGGACAUGGCCAGCCCACCGUAAUCUCCAGAUUUUCGCCAUUUGAACGGUGAGUGGUUCUCCCAGGAUCUGAUGCAACUCGUGGCUCAUUCGUCUCCGUCAUGAUCCAUCUUCCAUCUGCCCUCUACAGCAGAUGGUACGCAGCAUCUUCCGUUUGGAAGCCUCGAGGUCGUGUUGGUCCUCCACGUGUAUGGUCCAAGUUUCAUGACUAACUGCUCAGUCAUAGUUUUGUAGAUGGCCAAUCCUGUCAUAAGGCAUUGGCGAAUUUCUCUGCUAGUGUCGUUGUCAGCAGUCACCAGUAAGCCCAGCUUCACGAACUUGUCUAAAGCCUGAUCGAUUUAAUAUUUGGUUGCACAAAAUGGGACAUAUCUUUGUCAAAAAACACCUAGAAGAAAUCUUGAGAUGUCAUUCUGCAGCACAUUUAUUGACCUUUAGAGGAAUAAUACAGAAAAAAAUAUUCGUCUUAGUUUCGGAUGAAUUCGCGCUCUUAAACCGCCCAUCAUCUUCUGCACAGUGGAACUGUCAACUCGAUCCGCCAUUUUCUUCCACCAUAUACGUAAACCAGCUGUUUUUUUAUCAUUCUGCCAAUUUUUUUUAAGUUUCUCUUGAUUAUCGUCCAAUAUUUUUCAAUUACAGGAAAAUCUGGGCCCUGGUGGAUUAUUAGCUUUUUCGAUGUUAACAAUUCCAUUCUCCUUCUACCAAUCCAUGACUACCCGGCUGUAGUGGAAGCUGGCCAAGAACUUCACCGGACCGUGAUGUGAUUGGAUGAACGGCAAAAUCCGCUUCUGGAGGCACUGUUCACCUUGUUGAUUCUUGUUGAUCUGGUGAUGAAAACCUUGUUUUUUGCCACAUCUGCGGAUUCCUGUCACACCAUCAGCUUUCGAGCGACCUUGUGAGAAAACACGAAUUUAAAGCGCUUGGCGACAUCACUCGUGCGGUUGGAUAUAUCCAAUUUUUGUCCUGGGAGCUGCGCGAGAUCCGUUUAUACAUAUAUAUUAUCCUCCAUUAAAAUGCAGCUGUAGAAUAUGGUUGAGGCUUCCUCAUACAGUAUCCUAGUCAUUUUGCAAGGAGUUUCUGCUUGAGGGUCCUGUUAGGGGUGCUUGCUGGCGUGGAACGACCGCAGGCUUUCACACCGACAGAUUCGACGACCAGUGCUGUACGGUACCGAGAACUUCUUAGCCAAAUCGCGCUGGGGGAUCCUAGGGUUCGGUCGAACUGCUCUGUAGACUUUCAAUCGUAGCUGCUUGUCAAUCGUUCCACUUCUACGGUUUUAUCAGCGCGAUCCAGCGUUAGAGUUUUAUUGAAUCGUUUCAGCACGCUGUUUACGGUAGAUUUGGGGAAUUGAAGGCACUUCGCAAUUUUUGCACCUGUCCACGUCGUACUUGAUGGAACUUACUAACUCUACUAACUCGAAUUUGAUGGAACUUUCACCACUAUGUAAACAAAUCAUCAUCAAUGACAGCGCAUUGGUUUCUCGUGACAGCUACUAAAGGCGCCACAGUGAGUAGAAAAACUGCGACCAAAUAUUAAGUGCAUCUAACUUUACGCCUUCGUGGUGGGACAUUGAUACUAUCUUUUCUGGUACCUCUUUCUAUCAUGUACUUGGUCAUCUAAGCGUUUAUGGCCAGUCCAUUUCGUCAGGCUUCAGCCUUCCAUCUGCUAUACGUCGCCGUCAUCUUUUCAUGGGUUCGUGCUACGAUUUCGCUGUCAUUGGUAAAGCCAAAGAGCUAAAAGGGGACCUCCCGAAUAUCGUGCUACUCGUGUCGAUAUCCGCCCUUCGUAAUACAUCUUCCAAAGCGAUAUUUGAAAACAAGUACGAUAGUCCUUAACCUUGCUGUAACCCUCUUCGAGAUUCGAAAGGGAAACUCGAACUACGCACAUCACCCGAUUCAUCGUCGACUUGUGUUUCUGUAGGAUCAGCCGUACCGUGAAUAGUUGGUCCGUGGUGGUGCCAUAAAUCCCUCACGUAUUGCCCUCGCUAACGGUGAUAGACGACCGCAUAGAAUUUGAGCGAAGGCGUUUCAGCAGUGUGACUACCGUGCAGUUGUAGCAAUCCAACUUGUUGCUCUUUUUGCAGGUGGGGCAAACGGUACCCUCUAUCCACUUCUUCAGUACUACCUUCUCCUCUAAAGUCUUGGCAAUAACCCAUUGUAGCGCUUUAACCGAAGUUUCGCCACCGUGCUUUAACAGCUCGAUGGGCGGUUGGUAAGCUACAGCUGCUUUGCUGCUUUUCAGCUGGUUGAUCCCUUCUUCAACUUCCUGGAGGACAGGGGCUGUAAUUCUGUGGUCAUUUGCGCGUACACCUCUGCUACAUUGCCGUUAAGAUGUUCGUCGUAGUACUGCUUCCACGUUUCAAUUACAUCACACUUGUUCGUGAGAAGGUUGCCGUCCAGGUCCCUGCACAUGUCGACUUGCGCGAACUGUUUAGUUUCUCGUAAAACUUUCGUGUGUCAUUUGCAUGGUACAGUUCCUCCAUCGCCUCGCGAUCUCGAUCUUCCUGCUGGCGCUUCUUCUUCCGUUAGACCGAGUUUUGGCUGUUCCGUGUGCGUCGGUGGCGCUCCACAUUCGCCCUCGUUCGGUGUUACAGCAUUCUCGCUCAUGCGAGAGAAGAAUGCACUCUUCUUACACUAACUGUUUACACUUUGGGGAGCUCCGUAGCCGCAAGGUUACAGAGUCCACCUUGGUAAGAGGAUGGUCGUGGGUUCAAAUCUUAGCAGAAUCAGGCCAUUUGGUGGUUGCCAAAGGACUUUAGCAUGGGUUUAUUCUCAGGCUUCCCACCAAGUACCUUUCCUUCAAUCUGAAUUCUACAGUACCUCUGUUGACUCUCUUUCUCACAAAAAUAUAAGUCCCUGUUAUAAUAAAACUGGUGUGAGUAACGUAUAAAAGUUCUCUCUAGGGAAUUGUAAUUAGGCGAUAUUGUGAGGAACAGAGGCUCGGUAUAGUAGAGUAGUAAGCUUGAAACGGAAAGGUAAAACAUACACACAAGCACGGAUAUGAAUGAUAAGCGUAUCACUUACUUCAAUAGUGAUAGUGAAUAUGAAGUGCGGAGUACAGAAAACACUUGGGCAAUAUCACAAUAGAUCUAAUCUCUGGUCGCAGUGAUGAGCCCACACAGAAAAAAAACUGUUUACACUGUCAAAAACUGUCGUUAAACCAGUCGUUUCUCUUUUCGUAGAGGUCCCGAAGAACCAGACUCACAACUUUCUCUAACCUCGGUCUUAUAGUACGCAGCAUUGAUUUUCAUGUUUUCUUCGAUAAACUCCAGGAAGAGCUUCUCACACUUGAAUAUAGGCCCCAAACCAUCUGCGGCGCGGUGAUCUGGAACUGUGGGAUGACGGCGCUCUCGCCUGUUGCAAGACAAAGAGUUUCUCAUCAGAAUAGACAGACUCUUGACCUGCGUACCGCGAAAGGAUCAGUUUGGCUCUGUCCAGCCUCUUUUUCGCUGUAGCUUCAAUUACUCCGUGAACCUUGUGUUUGUUGUACGGCUUUUAUCCCAGGUCCUUCGUCUUCGGGAUCGAGUGAUUAAUUUCUGGACGAAUCCGCUCCCUCGCCACCUUGAUGGCUGCUUGCGGACCUCGCACGGUUCACCCCGUGGGAUGCAGGAAUACACUACCCGUCUUAAGUUUGGAAUCGCUCUACUGAGUAUUGCAACACCCAGAUUGAAUAUUGCAACAACUCCCGCAAAGUUUAGCAUCACCUGGAAUAGGCGGAUAUCUCGUGUUUUUGACAACCUUGAAAGUUGCGGUUUUCAGCAAACUUGUUCAGAAGAUCAAAGGCUACUGUAUGGUAGUCAAUUCAGUGUGAAAUUUCACCGCUAUGUGGCGCUAGUGGGCACUCAAUGUGUCGUAUUUUGAACUUAACUAAUCUCACGAUUCCGAUCUGCUAGAAAGUUGCGGUGUUCAGCAAACUUGUUCAGGAGGCUAAAGGCUUGUACAUGGUAGACAAUUUAAUACUAAAUUACCCUGCUAUGCGGCGCCUGGGUGCAUGCAGUUUUUUGUAUUUAGACUUCAACGAUAAGCGUGAUCAUUACUACCCACAAAGUUGCGGUGUUCGGCUUGUGCCACCAGUUCUGGUCAAGCAUGUCGAAAUACAGUAUAAUGCCGCAUGUGUGUUGCAAACUAUUCCAUCGAUUCUAUUUUUAUUACAAUUCAGUGUAAUACGGAAUGCCCUCUGUGGUGUUCAAAUCCUUCAACAUCGGAUUAGAGGCAUGUCUACUGCAACUGUUUGCAGCCGAGGUAAUCAAUUUAGUCGCGAUAUCGUCAAUUUUCCCCAUUGUGGAACGGGAUGUGAAUGUUAGUGAUCAAGCUGUCAACAUACCAACACAGUCGCAUGCUACAUGUUGUAACCUCCUCAAAUGAAAGCAUUUCUUUAUAAUAAACACGUACAAGCUUACGUAUUGUGUGAAGUGAUCAAACUGUCAACACUCAAUUGGGUAAACUUCGUCAUGUGUUAACAAUCUCAGUGCUUAUAAAAUCGCGUAAAUAAAAACACUAAAAGAUUUAUGCACACUAGCAGCACAUUGAAGAAAAGUUCCGAACUAAACUAUUGGCUAACCAGAAACUCUUGAUCUUCUGAGUAACGUUGCUGAAAAUCGUAACUCUCUAAAUAAUGGGAUUAUUGAGCUAAAUUGAAUUUGAAACGCUCAAAAGUAAUUGUACACUAGCGCGGCGUUGCGGCUGAAUUCCGCACUAUACUGUCCGGCAGUUACAAGCCUUUGACCUCCUGAGUAAUUUUGCUGAAAAUCGCAACUCUCUAAAUGACGGGAUUAUUGAGCUAAAUAACGUUCAAAACACUCGAAAAUUUAUGCACACUAGCGUGGUGUUGCGGCUGAAUUCCGCACUAUACUGGUUGUCAGUUACAAGCCCUUGACCUCCUGAGCAACUUUGCUGAAAACCACAACUAUCUAGGUUUCCAGAAUCGAAAGAUAAAGUCACAUAUAUCAGCCCAUUUUAAGUGAUGCUAAACUUUUCGUGGUGUUGCAAUAUUCAAUCUGGGUGUUGCAAUACUCAGUAAAGCGAUUCCAAACUUAUGACGGGUAGUGUAUGUCGCCGGGUCGCUUAUCUCCCGCAAACAACAAACGACACCGUGUGCGUCGGUUAGCCUAUAUAUGAGGCUGAAGCUGACACUUAUACCAAUACACAGAAUGCGCAUGGUACGUACUUACGCAACAAUGAAAAGUUGUAUUCGAACUUAUUGAACACCCUGUAUAUUGGAAUACAAGAAUGUUAACUUCUGACGACAGAAUCCAAGCAUUGCAGGUGUUCGAAAUGCGUUACAUCGCAUGUGACAGAUUCGUAAAACAUUAUAGAACGGACACGAACAAUCUACGUAUCGCCUUUUAAUGAUAAUCUUGGCUACUAGAGUCUCUAGCACACUUUAUCUAUCUUUGUCUUGCAACGUCGACCUAGACAUAGUAAAACGUGUUGAAAAGAAACCCGUGACCGAAAUCGCCAUCAUUGAAUCCGUUAGGUUUAUUUGUAUAUUCUCAUACUCCUGAGUGGUAAUAAGUUGCUCAAGAACGAACCCGGAGGUUUGUAUUGUUUAUUUUAAUGUUUAUGCUUUAUAUUUUGAUAUUAACACAGAACCACAAUUUGAUAAACGCGUCAAUUCGAGGAGAUAGAAAUGUUACACUAAAUGACUUUGACCGUGAUUUUAUUAGUGCAAGUUAAAAAACAAGGUUUCAAGGAUUGCUUCCAGUUAUUUAAUUUCCUGCUACUGUUUCGGUUACGAACAAAAAGCAUAUUUAUUUUUUAAAUGUAUACUUAAAUGAACAUUUUCUUUCAAUUUUAAUUUAGGCAUGAGUUUGUUCGUUUUAAUCUUGAAUUGAGUUUAUCUGUACUUUCAAGAGAAAAUCAGCAUUAAUCAUUGUGAAAAGAAUGGCUGAUAUCAAAAAAUUUCAUAACAUCACUUUUAUACAUUAAAAUCUAUUCUGUCUUGGUACACAGCACCUGUAGCAAUGGGCCCACAAGUACAUAACCAGUUUUGUAAACAAAACUUUUCAGUUCAACUACGCUAUACAGUCAGUAAAUAAUUAUACACCUCACUCCACUUGAAUUCGCCACUCGGUAUGAACUACUUUACAUCGUAUUAACUAUACAGGUAAAUUACAGUAAUAACCUUUUUGUAUAAAAAAGCUCACGAAAAUCGAAGAAAAAAUCGACUUUGUACAUAGAUAAGUAACAACAUCAACAACAACAACAACAACUAACCAGUCAUUUCACUUGCAACUAGGUUUAACAAGUCGUUUUUAAUUAUUUUCGUACGAAAAAUGAAAGAAAACAAAACAAAAAAAAACGUUUACAAAAACACUACUCUCAUGACGCGAGAAACAGAAAACCGAACGAACCGGCGAAUCAUGCAUCAUAAUAAAAAUCUAAAUAAAAAAUGAGGAUAACUCAACUGAAUCCAUAAUAAUAAACAAAAUUCCCAAAUGGGGAAUAAAUCUAUUCAACCGCAACAUUUAAAAUGUGCUCAAAGUUAACAUGUACAGAAGACGAAUGAAUUGGUUUGCCUGGAAAAAAAAAUAUUUGGAUUAAACCAGUCGGCGGCUCGCCGCAGACUGCAGGUCCAGGUUAGUUUGUUCGAAUAGACUAAAUGGUUACAUCUACUGCAAAACGUAAGAUUUCAAAUGUAACUUAAAUAGACAAUUGAUUGUUAAGCUCAUUGUCGUUGAGAAUUCGUGUCGCUAUUUCCGUUCGAGCUCAUAGGCAGUCUGUUAUCCUGCGACAUGUGUUUGUCUUUUAUUGCUUGGUAAAUGUGUUUGGAUAUAUGGUUUCUACCUGUUACAUUACGUUAUCUGAGCCGCAAUUUUCGAUAAGGUGCAAAGAAAUUAUACCGUUGAAUAAAUCAAUUGAUUCGUCCAUGUUAUUUAAAUACAGAGCAAAAAUAAACGUAAAAUUAAAACGAAAAAGUGUUUAAUAACGCGAUAUAGCUACAGCUUAGCUUAGACUACAAGUGAAUUGGUAACCCAUGACAUAGAUCUAUUAAUUAUCUUUAAUUCUAGCCAUUAGUUUCAUACAUGUAUAUUGUGCCACGGCUUUGUUAAAUAUCGGCUCUGUUCUCCAAUGACCAUCGCGGUUUGAAAACAUGAAUCUUACAUUCCGAAUGCGAUAUUAAACCAGUUUAGAUUCAAUAAAGCAGCUCUCAGUGUGUAAUUUUCCGCCACCGACAAGCUGCAGGUCCUCAAAGAUUCAUGACUCCGGUAAAUAAAAACUGAAAAGAGCCGAAACGACCCGUACAUAGCUCACGCUUGGCUUGCCUUUAGUUUGGCCUCUUUAUGGCUCUUGUGUUGAAACGAACAGAAAAUCGAUUAAAAGCAUAUUUUCAUACGCCGUUAUAAUAUGACACUGUCCGGCAUCACAUUGAACGGCGAACAGGAGCGGAAAAUGCAUAUAAAUUGUGUCACUACAUUGCAUUUAUAAUUAAAUGUAUGAGUAAGUACAGCAAAAACAACGAAUGUACAUUUUUGUAAACCAUGCGGUGUACUGUAUAUUAAAAUUGACACAAAAAUCCAUUUGGUUCACGUUAAUUAGUUUUAAUUUUUAAUAUGAACACAGUCCGGGCUGUUUUAGUUCCACUACAUAAAACAUAUUCCUUAGAUUUUACACACGCUCAGUAACGUAGAAAAUCAACAAAUCCUCAGCCGUUUCGCUCAAUCGGUGCAAUGAAUUUGUAAAUAUGAAUAAUCGCAUGAAAAUCAAUUCAAGACAAAAAAAAGUAACCAGUAAUACAUUUUUGAACAUUAUGGCAUGACCCUGAUUUCAAAUCGAGUGUCUUCCAAUCACAUGUGUAUUUGGCACUUACCCAAGAAACAAAACAAGAAGAAAGCAAACGAGGAUAAAUUCAAAACCACUUACUCCAUCAACAACAGACAGCAGAAACCGCUUCCCGUGUUUAGCCCAGCCGUAUCUGCGGUCCCUUCUGAUUUCCCCUAUGUGAUGCUGGUGGUAGCCAGCCGAAACAACUCCCAACUCACCUUGUUAACCCACAUAGAGAGAUAGAGAGAGAGAGCAGACUGAUGGGUGGCAGACUGAAAUAUGGUGUGCAGGAUAUUUCCGAUCAGCAGACGCACGGUACCUCUACGUACGUAAGCACACGCACACAGGUUUGUGAACCCCACCAUCGUACGGUGGAGUGGUUUCAUCCUUCGGAUGCGAAGUCGUUCAGGUAUGGAUUUUCUUUUUGCAUAAAAAAUCGAUUUUUAGCCUUAUUUUCGCCGAAAUUCGGUUCUUUGAUGUUUUAAUGGAAAUUUUAAAAGCUUUGUCUAAUUUAUCCAGCUGCAUUUCUCAGUUUUGCGGUCGGAUUUCAUCUCUUUUUGUUAUGGUUUAUUUUUGUAACUUAUUUAUAUAUUAGCAGUUCAUAAUGAGCUCAGUUAGUACCCAAUUUCGCGCGAGAUCCAAUAUUAGUUCUUGUUGUCAUGGUGGCUCAGAAGUUACUGAGAUAUGAUAGAUUGAGCUCGUUAACUGAUAUUCUUUGUUACUAUUGAAUCUAUAAUUUUGAACCGGAUUGUAAGAAGAUCAUUUUGCCAAUACAGGCCCAAUCUUUGCUUCACUCUUCAUUAACCAUUCUCUUAUGACAAGUAAGACCUGUGCUAAAUUUGGUGCAAACAGGUCUAGCUGUGAUGAUGGAUUCGUUCAAAUACGCUUCCAAUUUUAUAUUGAUAGAUUUUAUAAUACACCAGCUCAGCAACUUUUCCUAACGUAUUUUGAACCCUCUAGUAUCAAAUUAUUUUCAUUAUUAUGUGAAAACCUGGUGUCAUCCACGGAGGAAAACUUAUCCUUUUUGAGCAUCUGACUCGGAGUGGGCGGCUGCAUUAAGAAACGUGUUGUCUCAGACGCUAUAGCCCAUCACGAGACUUGGUAGCUUAGGAAGGCAACCUACCUGUACAAUUACACUAAUAACAAUCAAGACAAGUUUAACUCGGAACUUUAAACACAGAUCUAGGCAACGAAUAAAUAGACCACGAGUGAGAACUCGUCACUUGGAACUGCAGCUCGCUAAAUUUCUACCGUAGACGUUUCCGUUGACGUUUUCCGUUACCUCUUUUGGUAGUUUGUCCUCGAUUUCUCCUUACUUUUGAAACGAGGCUAUCUUCGGUGACGACGACUGACUUGUCAUUUCUUGGUUUCGGGACAUUGCAGCUUCCUAGCUCCUGGCAAUCGUGCAUGCUUUAUCGAACGUGAUAUUUAUGGAGAGCAGUUUUUUCGCGGAUUCUGGUUGUUAUGAUUGUAUGAUUGUAACAUAGCUUUGAGGUUAAUGGUGAAAUUUGUAUGAUUGUAUGAUUGUAACAUAGCUUUGAGGUGAGUUAAUGGUGAUGAUCGAUUGAAAGACAAGCUGUUUGCGCUUUCAAAAAUUGUAGACGUUUGUAGUUGGAGUCAGGUGUGUUUUCAACAGAGUGACCAGAUCCGCUUACAAUUUCAUCCGAGGGUUAUCAGGUGCACACAGCUUGACUAACACCGUGUAAAAACUAAGACCUGCAACGGUUAUCAACACCGGGACUCUCUUGUCCUCCUGUGUGUCGUUAACCAUUAGGGACAUUUCCAAGCGAUUCAGAUAUUCUUCUAUACUUUCUCUAAACAUGAAAGUUUCAAUUUGUCCGAACAUACCCGCUCAAACCACUACUGACGGUGUGCUCUAUUCAGUUUUUACUCCCAGCGUCCUCAUCGUGCUUGGAUGAGGUUAUGUUCACCGACCACGUGACAGUUUAACACACUCUUUUAAUUCAGUGCAACCAAAUUAAUGAUAUCUAUUCGCUAUAAAAUUAUGGAUGGAUAUCUUCAAACUAGAAGAAAGCUAGUAGCUUUCGAGCCAGCUAUAAACUAGGGACACUAGUUAUAAACUAGGAACACCCCAGUUAGCAGCAACUUUUCCGCCGUCAAGAUAUCAUCAAAGAAGAACAAUAGAGCCACAAGCACGAACAGACUACUGGCAGAGCUCUAAAACACGAUAAAGAGGCACAAGCCGAGGAAUUCCGGUGGGUAAUUUCCAGGAUUUGAGAGAAAGAGAGACUACCGGAGAAAUGCAGGAAAAGAGUUGUAUGCUACAUCUCUAAAAUUGGCGAUCGGCUACGAUGUCGUAACUACCUGGUAUAACGUUGAUCAAUGCCGCCUACGAGGUUCUCUCCCAGAUUCUGCUCCACCGUCUAUCUCCCUAAGUAGAGGGAUUGAUAAGGCAGUGUUAAGCCGGCUUUACGUAAUCACGCGCUGCUCCGGGUUAAAUUCAUAUGCUUCAGAAUUGUCGGGAAUCCAACGUGCCCACACAUCACGUCUUUAGUCGCUUUAAGGCAGCAUAUGAUGUAGUCCAUCGAGACCUACGGUUUCCCGCACAAACUGACAUGACUUACCAAAGCUACUUUGGACCGAGUGAUGUGCUACGUGUGCGUAUCGAGGACUCUCUCGAACCUCCUCAAAGGAGAUGGACCUCUACGCUGUUCAUCCUGUAUGCUAAACAACGUUGCUGUUGAGAGUGUAGUCCCAUAAACUAACAUCGAAACGAGAGGCACGAUUUUCAGCAAGGGUAAUCAACUUAUAGGCAUUUCAGAAAACUUUGCUACAGCGACGGCUCUAGACUAGAAGUGAAGGCUGAAUGAGUUGCAUUAUAAUAAAUGCAUAGAAAACCAAGUAUUUGAAAAGGAGAGGCUCAAGAAUGCAGCAUCGCGUGAUCAACUGGAGGACGAUCAACAAAAAGAUUGUUGAGGAUUUGAAAUCGUUCUAUGCCUAGUUAGAGGAAAUAUGUAACAGCUCCUCGCCACGGGACAUCUAGAUGUGAACGCCCAGAUUGGUAGGGAAGUGAUGUUUGGACUGGUAAUAGGGUCUCACAGCCUACACACUGACACAAAUGACAAUGCCAAACUUCGCAGCUUCCCAAAGCCUGGUAAUCACCGAACAACAAGCAAUCUGACCACUUUCUCAUUCAGGACCGAUUUUUCUUUCUAACAUCAUAGACAUACGCUUCCUUCAAGGUAAAGAUAUCGACUUAGACCAGUAUAUUGGCGUUAAAAACUAUCCACGAUGCUUCACACACGAUGAAGCUGUUGACCACGAUCCUAAGGAGAAAAAAGAGUCAGCAGAAGAACAAAGAUCGUGAAGAACUGGAGCAAAUGCAUCGGGGUAAUAACACGCGCACGUUUGUUGAGGGCUACAUGCCAAGUCCAGAUAUGGUUAAGGACGUUGAAGGAAACCUGACCAUAAGCGAGUGCGAGUUGGUCGACAGGUGAAAGCAGUUUUUCGGUAAACACCUUAAUAGCGGAGCAACAGAAAAAGUCAGAGAGGAUGUUAACCUCACAGAUAGCAGUGUACCAGUUUUCGAUAUCCAGGAGAACAAUAGAGCCACAAGCGAGGACAGACUACCAACAGAGAUCUUCAAACACGAUAAAGCAACGACACCUGACUUGGUAAUUUCCAGGAUGUAGGUGGAAGAGAGACUAGCGGAGAAAUACAUGGAAGGAUGCUCCAUCUUUAAAAAGAAUGAUCAGCUAGAAUGCAGCUACUACCGUGGCAUAACGUUGAUCAACGCCACCUAUAGAGUUCUCUCCUAGAUUCUGCUCAGCCGUCUGUCUCAUUUAGUAGAAGGAUUCGUGAAGCAGUGUUAAGCGGACUUCACGCAAUCACUCGCUACUACGACUCAAAUUGUCACUCUUAGCCAGAUUAUUCAAAAAUGUCAGAAGUACAACGUGCCGUACACAUCACGUCUUCGAUAACGUGCAAAUAAUGCACGUUUGUCCGUAUAAAUUGAAACGACUUAUCAAAGCCACCUUGGAUCGAGUAAUGUGCUACGUGUCCGUGUCGGAGGCGCUCAAACGCCCUCGAUGUGUGCUACAGGACGAAGACAAGGAGAUAGACUAUUCUGUACGCUGUUUAACAUUGCUCUUAUGACGUUUCGCAGACGACCUCAACAAUAUAACAAGAAACGUUGCGAAAACGGAGUCAAUCUAGGCAAGACUGAAAGUGGAGGCUAGGUGAAUUAGAAUAGAAAUCAAUGCGUCGAAAACUAAGUAUAUGAACGGGAGAAACCAACAUUCGCCUGCCACGAACGGUGAUUAUGGACGGCAAUGAACUCGAAGUGGUAGAUGAGUUCGUAUACCUGGGAUCCUUACUAACCGCCGACAAUAGCAAAAGUAAAGACCCAGUUACACACGGCGUAAUGACACCUUCUCCAUACAACAUAGAAGGCGUGAUGGCGAUCACGCCUUCAAUUUUGUAUAGAGAAGGCGUCAUUACACCGUGUGUGUAUCUGGGCCUUAAGGAGAUCCAACGACGCAUUCAAGCUGGAAAUCGGCCCUACUUUGCCAUUCGCAAGACGCUUCGAUCCAGGAGCAUACGCCCCGCAUGCAACUGGCCAUGUACAAAACUCUAAUUAAACUAGUACUUCUCUGUGGACUUGAAACGCUGUAGACCAGUACUUCUCUGUGGACUCGACGCUGCGCAUGAUGGACAUACGCGCACUGGUCGUAUUUGAACGAAAUAUGUUACGGACAAUAUUUGGUGGAGUACAAACCAAACGCGAAGAGUGGCGCAGGCGUAUGAACCACGAGCUGGAGGCACUAACUGGAGAGAUUUCUAUUGAGCAUCCGACUAUGAUUGGGUGACUACGAUGGGCCGGACAUGCCGCGAGAAUGCCGGACGACAGUGCAAUAAAAUCGGUUCUCUUCAAAUACUCUAUCGUGCAAGAUGGCUUGACCAGGUUGAAGUGGACUUGCGAGUGUCGAGACAUCUGGUGACGAAAAGCUCAGGACCGCGUAGAGAGGAGAAACAUUUUUGAUACAGCACGAGCCACCAUGACUGUAGGCUACUGAAUUCUCAUUUCUUAUAUCGAAAUGUGGUGGCUGAAAUAACGAUCGAUGAAAAAUGCCUCCGAUGGCUUUUAAGAGAUACUUGGAUGAAAGUCAAAAAAUCGUUGAAAACGCACUAAUACCCACUUAAGAUAUUUCUAAAAUAUCAAGUAGCCAAACAGCCAAUAGUCAUCAAUGGAAACAAUGAUGAUUAGUUUUGUAUGCAGAAUUUCGAUUUUUUUAAAUAAACCAUUCCCUGAACGAGUAUUUGGUACCAAGAAUACUCAAAAUCGUGUCAGAGAAUUCUCAUGAGAAAAUCCUCUUGGAUUCAGAUCACGCAUACAACGCGAUGUUUUGUAUCGUCUCUUGAAAAGAUGUGACAAAUUAAUUGUCAAAAAAGUACACCGUGAUCUUCAUAGCCUGUUAACUAUGCGAGCUACGGGCUGCCAAAAUUUUUUGAUAACUGUAGAAUGGAAAGAAUAUAAUAAGUAGAAAGUUUUUGGAGCUGACCUACCUGUCAUUUGUACUGUCCAUCGAUGAAAAUUGAUGAAAAAAUCGAAUAUAAUAGUUUUCUAGAACUUAUGGUUAUGUGUUUUCAAGGGUCAAAUCUCACACAGCCAGUUCGAAUUAAACAUUAGUUGGUAGUGCUUACGUAUUUGCAUUGCUAGUACUAGUCAUGAAACUGUAAUUUGGCUUAUUUGAGCAGACAUCGCUCGAUUCAAAGAUAGGACUUAAAUGUGGAUUUGAUUACUAAAGAAAACGAAUAAACUUUUCAAAUAGAGUAUUCAUGACCACGAAAAUGUGGAUAUACAAAAUUUUUCGUAACAAAUCCAUCAGUUCGAUGCGAUUUCAAAAUAAACAAAGGUAAUACAAAAUUCCGAAACAAAUUGCUCAAGAUGGAGAACAUGAAGAAACAAUAAUAUUCUCACUGUUCUUCGAUACAAUCAUAUAGCAGCAAAGUUACAAUUCAAGGGUGAAGGAUGGUUUCUACACAAAGCCUUCCUCUUCACGAAGGCCUAUGUAUAUACAUGUACACACGUAUGUGGUCGCACGGGUGUUGAGUUUCACCCUUCACAGGGUGAAAGUAAGGAGCUCCUCUUUACCUGAGUUAAACUUUAUCGUUCUGUUCCCGCUUUUUACGAAGUUCAUUCGGUGUUAAGUGCUUGGAAUUUGAUCCCAGAAUGGAAGGCGACUUUCGACUUUCAGCUGAUGCCGGCAAUUUAUAUCGACGUUGUGCUGAUUUAUGGGAGGCGUUCGUUUCAUUUAUCUUCCAGAAUGGAUCUGCCUUUGUUGUGAAUAUUUCGAAAUGAUUGCUACAUUGACUUUCGAACUGCUGCCACCGAUAUUUUCCACGUGAUAUUUCUCUUCUUAACGAUUUUCCCAAUCGUGCACUAGCAUUGGGACAGAUUUGUGCUCAGCCAAUGAAAAAUUGAACUGUUUUGUUGAUGCCAUCCACAAUGAGCCAUUCUCGAAACUUGACUACUUAAAACUCUUCAGAUUUCUUCAACAGCAGCGUACCGAUAUUCAUAAAAAUGAAUAUCGACUCGACACAAAGCAAUGAAAAGUUGGUGAUAUAUUAACAUAUGCAAUCAACGGAAAGCUCGUCACCCUUCACUUCAGAAUUGAAUACAUAUUGAAAUUCCGCCGUUUCGGAAAACUCAACAACAACAAUAUGUCGGUUUGCCGGUCGGGUGCCAAAUCUCGAGUUGAACCCCGGCACUGAUGCAGCAGGCGCGCACCACUUCUGGUAUUGUCGUCGUCCGGCAACGGAACGUCAAUUGCCAGAAAUAAACUCAAUCAUUCGAGUAUCAUGUUUGACGACCGAAAGUAGUUUCGGUGAAAUGCUGCAUGAUGUUGUUCUUUGGUGUUGUUUUUUUUUUCCUGGAACAAUUCACUAAUUUGUAUUGUUCGUAUUUCCCUUUGCAGUAUUAUUUUGGAGCAGGUUUGCUACAUACUUUUUAAGGUACACCCAGAUUUCAAUAAAAUUUCUGAAUUGGCUAUGAGUCGUUCCUAUUCUAGGUCGAAUUAUUAAUUCUUAGUUUUAUUACAUUGCGGGAAGCUGCGUACGAAGGGGGUGAGGUUUUACUGGCUAGUCUGGCACGCUUAAUUGUGGUUUACUCAUUACGGGAAGGGCGUAACCGCUUCGGACCACACAUUUUAAACGUACUUCACACGGCCACCACAGAACAUGUCAGGCUGAAAUUUAUGAAAGUGAUGUCAACCGCAGCCAUGUUGGUACAAAUAAAAGCAUGCUCGGAAGUACAUUUGAGGAAACAGGGUUUGCAUCUGAUGACAAGUGAAUGAUUUUUCCCUAACACUAUGAAUGGUAAUUGAAUCGAAUGGCGCUGCCGCAUAGAUUUUUUUUUAAAUGUUAAAAGAGAAAUCAAAUCAGAACGUUCUAGUUGCACAGUUUUCAUGUAUUCUCGUCUAUGCUCUCGAAGCAGAACAAAGUUUUUAGAAAUAGCUAUGACGUUGCUUUUUUCGCACGAUUGCAGCACUUACAUUUGCAGAAUGGUUUGUCUUUCUAAUUUCGUAAUUAGUUUUUCGUAAAAAUACUAUAUCUCGAGAUUGGCUCAUAUUACCACGGGAUGAUAAGUGUUUCUCACGUAAAAUUAUCCGAGAAACACGAUGAAACCUCCAAAUUUUAAACAAACUCAGCUACAUUUGCCGAAAAAUGCAAAUUUAGUUUUGAAAUAGAAUAAUAAUCUAUCUGGCAACACUUCCAGUCAAAAAUAGUAUUUUUUCUGGAUUCCUUGGUUAUUUCCUUCAAAAUUCACUCAUCAUUAUUUUUCGGGUGUCUUACGGCUAGAAACUAUAAAAUAAAUUAAUUACGAAAUUUUCUACUAUUUUCGUAAAAAUGUUAUAUCUCGAGAUUGGCUCAUAUUACCUCGGGAUGAUAGUUGUUUCUUACGUGAAAUUUACCAAGGAACACGAUGAAAUUAUCGAAUUUGAAAUAAAAAUGGCUGCAUUUGCCGAAAAAUGAAAAUUAAGUUUUCAAAUACAAAAAUAAUCUAUCUGGCAACACUUCUAGUCAAUAAUUUUUUUUUUUGGAUUCCUUGGUUUAUUUUCUUUAAAAAUCAUCUAUCAGUAUUCUGCGGACGUCCUACAUCUAUGAAUUGUAAGAAAAAGAAAAACGGACUUUUGAAAAAUUGCCUGACUUUGUCACAAAGAGGGGGGUCCCACAGAGCGGGGGGUAUUCCAUAGUAACCUAGUAUAUAGUAAUAGUAUUCAUAGUGAACCUAGAUGAAUAAUUCCCGCAGCUUUAAGCCAAAUCCGUGAUAGUCGUGUCCAAGUGGCAUGUACACUUCGUAUGGAAUGACCCAUAUACAUUCAGCACUACGAAUACAUUGUCUAAUUUUUGACAGGAAUCACUAAUCCAGACUGCGAUACAUAUAUUAGUAUUUGAAAGUUGGUUUUUUAACCAAGGCCACAAAAUCAUCCAUAUUCUAAACAAAUUAAUCCGUUAGCCAUUGCGGUUAAGCAAACUGAUUGAAACACUGAUUUCUCAAUAUUUCCACUGUGUCGAGCUGGAGAACUUUUGUUGCUAUCGGCGCAAGUUCUACGCACCUGGUUUUCGCAGAUGUUGUUCAGCAUUGUUAAUGUGCCCAUAGGGGACUAAUGGUCUUGCAACCGUCUAGUAUUUGGAGCACUUGGUACGGGGGCGAAGUUUACCAGACCUCAAGGUCCUAUGAAGUCCUAAGAAGGCACGCCUUUAGCUACAAUAUAUCUGCGGAGUUCUCUGCUGCAAUUGUUGUCUGACGUUAUCAAUGAUCUGAGGUACGUCAACCACCUCGAUGUCAUCUCCAUCGUUUCCUACACUACUGUCUAUGGGAGCCCUUCCACGCUCGAUUCCUUUCCUGGCAGAUACUUAGUUUUCGACGUAUUCACCUUUAAUUCAACCUUUUCUGUUUCACGUUUAAGCUUGGUGUACUAUUCUGCAACCGCCUGGAACGUUCUUUCUGUCUUUCUGUCUACAUCGUCAGUGAAGCCGAUGAACCGCCAGGAUUUAAUGGAGAUCGUGCCCUGCAUGUUGAAGCCCGCCCAUUUCAUAACACCUUCAAGCGAAAUGUUGAACAGCAAGUACGAGAGACAGUCGCCUUGUCGAAGUCUCUUGCGUGUGUCAAGCGCACCCGGAAUCUUCACACUGCACUGUACAGUGUCUGUCGUCGCCUUGAUGGGUCUUGUUAGUUUCGCAGCUCGAUACGGCCGAUAAACACGCAAGCGGCCUUGAAAUUGAUGAAUAGGUGUGCGUGGAGACUUGAUAUUCGCGACACUUUCGGAGAUUCUACCGAUGCGUGAAGAUUUGGUCCGUUAUCAAUCGCUCAUCCACAAAAUCAACUGGAUAUUUUCCCACAAACCUUCUUGCUAGCGGUGAGAGGCGGUGAAAGAUGCUCUGGAAAAGCAUUUUGUAGGCUGUGUUGAAAAUCGUGAUCCCUCGCUAGUUCUCACAUUCCAGCUUGUCGCCUUUUUGUAUAUUAGGCAUAUUAUUUUUAUCCUUUCACUCUUACGAUAACUGAUCCUACCUAUCAGCUGGUUCAGACAGCAAACCGAUGUACCAAAGAAGUCGUUCCUCCUACUGUUUUGAUCUUCUUCCUCUGCGUCAUUCAGGAGUUGAUUGUUGUAGUGCUGCUUCCACCUGUCGAUCAUCUCAUGUGCGUCCAUCAAGUUUCUUUCUUCCUUACUACGAGACAUCUUGGUUCACGGCACCAAGCUUGCACGAGAUGCAUCGAGUGUCUUGUAGAAUUUACGCGUCUCUUAAGAAUGAUACUGCUUCUCCAUCUCUCAACAUUCCAUCUCUCCAAGGCGGCGCUUUUUAUCCCGAAAAAAGGAUCUGUUUCUUCGUGGCUAUUUACAUCGCGUCACGUUUUGACACCUUCCCUACUGUGCUGUUAAUGGUUGCUUUGUCAUUAUUCCAACAGUCUCCCAGAGGGGUUUCGAAUCGCUCUACCUCAUCCGACAACGUUACCUCAGAGCUAUGCGCGUACUCAGUGACGACUUCGGAGAGUUUGAGUCGCUUCAGAUCAUACCGUAGCGAGCAAUGGUAGCGGAUGUUGUUGACAACUGAAAGUCUCAGGUGCGUUUUGAUCAUCAGAAGAAAGAGGUCUUAAUCGGUGUUGGUGCCUUGAUAGGCUCGAAAGUAGAUAAUAUCCGAGAAGUGCAUUUAGUCAAUCAAAAUGUGAUCGAUUUGCGAUUCAAUCUGUUUUGGUAAUACACCUGGAGUGUACCGAUAUGGAACGGUAUGCUGGAAGUAGGUACUACUAUGUUCUUGGAGGCGGCGAAGACAUCGAAUCGAAGGCCGUUUUCGUUCAUCAGCCAGUGUGUGCUUAGCUUCACAAUAUCCGGUUUAUAUUGUUCUUCCUUGUUGAGAUCUCCGAUAAUAAUUUUGACAUCGUGUUUUUGGUAGCAGUCUCCAGUUGCGCGUAGAAGGCGUCCUUAUCGUCAUCGUUACUUCCUAGGUGAGGGCUGUGAACAUUGAUGGUGCUAACGUUGAAGAAACGACAUCUUAUCCUCAACUUGCACAUGCUGUUGCUGAUUGGCAAAAACUCAAUCACGCACUUCUGUAUCUCGCUCUCUACAAUAAAAAUUGGGCUCAGCUCGUGUGUGUUGCCGCAGCUCUGGUAGAUAACGUGACCAUAUCUGUACAUAUGUACCGCUACUGUGAUGUCGAACUUGCAGACCUUCAAUACGUUGGAAAUAUUACGGUACUUCUCAAUAUAUUCGGGGUUUCUUCUUGCUCCGGUCCGUAUUUACAUUAUUUGCUUCCUGUACUGAUGGUUUUCACAGCUGGCCUUUACAGUACUGUUCAGAGUUCACACAAGCAUUGAUCAACCGCCCCUAACAUGGAGAACAGAUGCUUGUUUGAACUGCACAAGCAUUGUGAACAGACGCUCGAGUUGAUGAAAUAUUUAUUCUAGCUCCGAAAGACGGCUAACGUGCCAAUGAUAGCGCCAAACCUUCUUACUUAGCUAUUGCCGGAUUGCCGGCAUUGCCCAAGCUGAGCCAACCAGCUUUGUGUAUGUUUCAGCUGUGGCCAUGUGACUUAUUUAGGCGUGAGAAAGGAACUUGUGAGGACCAGUCGCUAACCAUUUGAAACCAUAGUUGCAUCUAAGGCUUGACGAAUUGUUUUCCGGGAAAUGUUAAAUUUCAAGGUCUUCUCGUUUUUUUUUUUGCUACAACUUCAAUAGAAUCGAAGCUGUUUCUACGAUUUCACUUUUAUCACGACUGUAAAGCUUUGCCUCACGGGUACUACUUCUUGUUUUUAUAUGCCUUUUGAGAUUUGCUAGGAAGUAAGUAUCACUUGAUGGUGGAAAAGGAUGAUGGAGAAUACUUUCUGUAGUCGAGAAGCUUCGUAGUCACUAGGUUACAGAGUCCGCUUCGACAUGCGGGUUGUCGGUGAUUCAGAUAUUAUUGAAUAUAGGUCAUCCGAUGUCAACGAACUAGCAUAGGUUUAUUCUCAGGCCCCACACUAACCCUUCCUGCUGGCGAAAUGGAUCAACUUUGGUCUCAGCUGUCAAACGACACAAACAAAUAAAAAACUUUUCCUUCCCGAUGAAUUCUAUAAAACCACGAGCAUUGUUGCUAAAACAGUGGGAAGCAGCUGUGCCCUAUUCGUUUCCAUGCGAGUGUGAGAAGUAUGCUUCCUAAUUCUUACUCUCCUGCCAAACGCAAUGAAGAACUCACAAACGGAAGAAAUGUUUCGCGAGUAGCUGCUGCUUGCGCCGCAUGCGAGUGGGCACUGCUAUGCACAUACUCAUGCUAGAUCUAGCUCCACCUGGUCUACUCAUCUUGCCCGCUGCGCCCCUGGUCGUCUUCUACCUACCGAGGAACCUACCAUCAUCGCAUGGUAGUUGUCCGGCAUUCUUGCAACAUGCCCUGCCCAGCGUAUCCGUCCAGCUUUAGCCACCUUCUGAAUACUGGGUUCACCGUAGAGUUGCGCGAGCUCAUGGUUCAUUCUUCGCCUUCAUAUUCCGUUCUCCUGCACUCCGCCAAAGAUCGUCUCCGAGCACUCGCAGGUCCUCCUCGAGCAUUGUCCACGUUUCAUGCCCGUAGAGAACAACCGGUCUUAUGAGCGUUUUGUACAGGUUACACUUCGUACGGGGGCUCAGUCUGUUCGACCGCAAUUGCUUGUGGAGCUCAUAGUAGGCAUGACUUUCGCUGAUACGCCUCCGGAUCUCUCGGCUGGUAUCAUUGUCCUCAGUAACCAGUGAGCCAAGAUAGACAAACUCAUCGACUAUCUCGAACUCAUCGCCGUCGAUCGUAAUGCUACUGCCUAGGCGUUGUCGGUUGGCUUCGGUUCCGCCGGCUAGCAUAUACUUCGUUCUAGACGUAUUUAUCUGCAACCCAAUUCUCGCUGCUUCCCGUUUUAGUCUGGUCUACUGUUUUGCCACCGCCGCAGUUGUUCUGCCGACAAUGUCCAUAUCAUCAGCAAAGCAAAUGGAUUGACUGGAUUUGUUGAAAAUCGUACCCCGCGUGUUGAUGUCCGCUCGAUUCAUUACACCCUGUAGCGCAACGUUGAAUAACAGGCAGGAGAGACCAUGACCCUGUCGAAGCCCCCUGCGGGAUUUAAAUGAACCCGACAAUCCACCCGAAAUCCGCACACAGCACUGCGUCCCAUCCACCGUAGCCUUUAUCAGUCUAAUCAGCUUCCCCAGAAAGCCGUUAUCGUCCAUGACCUUCCAUAGCUCUUUUCGGUUGAUAGUGUCAUACGCGGCUUUGAAGUCGGUGGUGCAUGGGGGUUCUGUAUUCACGGCAUUUCUGGAGGAUCUGCCGUAUGGUAAAGAUUUGGUCCGUCGUAGACCGUCCUUGCAUGAAGCCGGCCUGAUAACUUCCCACAAAUCUGUUGGCUUGGGGAAGGCAGCGGAAAAUUAUUUGGGAAAGCACUUUGUAGGCGGGAUUUAGGACGGUGAUCGCACAAUAGUUUCCACAGUCCAAUUUGUUGCCAUUUUAGAGAUAGGGCAGAUAAACUCAUCCUUCCACUCCUCCGGUAGCUGUUUUGUAUCCCAAAUUCUUGCAAUCAGCCGGUGCAAACAGGUGGCCAGCUUCUCCGGGCCCAUUCUAAUAAGCUCCGCUCCGAGGCCAUCCUUCCCAGCCAAUUUAUUGUUUUUCAGCUGCUUGAUAGCAUCCUUAACAUCGCAUAUCGUUGGGGCUGGCACGUCUUCUACAUUUGUCGCACCGGCACCGGGUCCAGUUUCUGGUAGAACUUUCGCGUUUCCUGAGAAUGAUGCAGCUGUUCCAGCUCUCCUCUUCUCCAGGCGGCGCUUCUUCUCUCGGAAAAUUUGGGUUCGCUGCAUCUUCUUCUGCCGAUGUCUUUACACAUUCUGAUGAGUGGCACUGCGCAUCUUAGCCGCCCGCGCAGCAUUCUCCUCAUCCAUCACCCUCCUACAUUCGUCGUAGAACCACUCCUUCCGUUGAGUUCGUCCCACAUGCCCGAUGACCUUCUCCGCUACGCUGUUGAUGGCUGUUUUAAUUGUGUUCCAACAGUCCACGAGAGGACCUUCCUCCAGCUGGUCCUCUUCCGGCAGCGCAGCUUCGAGCGAAUGCGCGUAGUUUUCGGCAACGUUAGGUUGCUUCAGUCGCGCGAAAUCUAACCGGAGCGGGCGCUGGUACCGGCCAUCUCGUUGGUCCACUGGUGCGUGCUGAACCCUCCAAUCACCGGUUUGUAUUCCUCCUCGUGGCCGACCUGAGCGUUGAAAUCCCCGAUGACGAUCUUGAUAUCAUGCUUUGGGCAGUCGUCUUACUCACGCUCUAACUGCGCGUAAAAUUCAUCCUUGUCGUCUUCGGUACUUUCGAGGUGAGGGGGGCUGUGCCCGUUUAUGAUGCUUAUAUUGAAGAACCGGCCUUUGAUUUUCAACUUGCACAUUCAAGGGCUGAUUGGCCACCACCCAGUCACCCGUUUCCGCAUCUCGCCCAUCAUUGUUAAAGCUGUCCCCUGCUCAUGACCAUCCCGGAACGUACGUACCGUUGAGCCUUUCCAGCAUACCUCCAGCAGCGCUACGACGUCGAACCUGCGGGAUUUUAAUACUUCGGAGAGCACUCAAGUCCUCCCUUGGAAAUUGAGAAAUCGGCAGUUUCUCGUCCCGAGUUACCAGUUACGAGUUAGUCCCUUUUCGUCGCAUGGGUCUGUGCCGAUUGUUCCAGUCCGAAUUUCUCGCCCCCUGUCUCGCCGGAGGACCAUCGUGCACAACACUGUUUAGAGUCCCACUUUGGUACGAGGACGGUAAUCGGCCGACCCUAAUCUGGAGUACAGACGCCGUUUUGAGCCGCUCUUAACAUGGAGGACAGACACUCGGAAAUUCAAAAGAGCCCUCUUUCCCUGUCAGCAUACGACCAAGUUCCCACCGGGCUAGGUUACCCUAUCUUCCUUGGUUGCUCGUAUCCCAGCUGGCACUGCGUGGAGGUUGUGAUAGGAGUGGCUGGAUAAGAGGCUAAGGACCACGUGUGGGGUCUGUUUUUUUUUUCUUGAAGGUGCACUUGGCACCGAUGGUACGCAUUAUCCAGCCGUUUACCAGCCAUUUUAUUAUUUUGAAUAUGAAAACUAUUUAAGUUUCAAGGGUCUGUGGUAAUACGGUUCAAUAGAAUAUUUGUUAAAAAAUAGUUACUUUUUAACAAAUAAUUUUCGUAAGUUCUUUGAUGAUAUUCGGCAACAACAUUGAAUAGUGGUUUGGAAACAACUCCUUGCAAGCGAUUUGUGCAUCGAAUCCGACUCGCAUUCUCGCUAAUACAUGGAGAGUAUGUCUUAUCUUAUCGUGCUAGCGAGUAGUUUUUAUCGAGCCGUGUUCGUGAGCACUCGUGCAAAGAGCAGCAUGUGCGAAUACGAAUAUGCGAGCGCACCCGAUGGCUGACUGGUUAGCACACGUUCUCUAAGCAACGAUGUCGUGCGGGCGAAGAUGCAUGGUAGGGAUCGGUAUGGGAAUACUCAUGCAUGUGUGGCAGUUUAAACGAAAGCUCGCAUGUGAAUAGAACAGACUAAAAAGUGCGAGCUUAACAACACUGACUUCGACUUCCUCUUGACGAUAAUGAGUCCCUGUAAUAAUAAAACUCCAGAGGAACAUUAAGCUGAAACUUGUCCUAGGCAAUUAUAAGAGGUGAUAAUUUCGGCAGGAGGCAACAAGACUCGGAGCACUAAGAGAGGUGAAAAGUAUACACACUAGCACAGAUAAUUUUAUAAGUAUGUCACUGUUAAAAAUAGAAGUACGGAAUACAGCAAACAGAAAAAAAUCAAUGUUCAUGAUCGCACUGACGCACAGACUGACAAUAAUUGACAGUUUUGACAGAAGGAGAAAAUAAGAACGCGUUGUAGUAAAUCUUCUAAUCGCAGGCUGCAGUAAAUCUGGGUUGGCAUUGAAAUUAAACUUACAUUUACGAAGAUUGAAUGAAGGAAAGUCAUUUUGAAGCAGUUGUUUCCCGGUAGAGAUGCUAGGGACGUCAUCAACCUUCGAUGCAAAGACUCGUUAAUCAAAUUGGGAUCGUAAAAUCGUUAGGAUAAGCUAACCAAUAAAGUUCGGUAGUCGCGUCGUUAUAAAAUAAAAUAACAGCAGCAGUCUCACAUUCUUGCCUUAAAAUACUUCAGAUUGUAGGGAGAAAGGGAACAAUAACUGUGGACCAACUUAUCUCGUAAAACUUCAUAAAACUGAUGCGUUUCUAUCAUCGACAGAGAUUUUGAUAUUGUGCUUCGGACACUUUUUCUAAUUCAUUUACAGACUUUCACGUGAACGAUGUGGUAUUUGAGAAAAUAGUUCCGGGAUGCUAUGGCGCAAAACUAAGCUGAUAGGAUACACCAUUUCAUAUCUAAGCGCUUGUUCUGAGUCAAACUCUGUCCGACGAUAUUUUGAGAAUAAUCAAACGUCAACAUUAUCUUCACUGUAAAGGAAAUCAAAAUAAGGUCACAAACGUAUUUCCAUAGAUUAUUCUCGACCGGAUCAACAGCUUCAGAGAUUUCCGUUGAACUCUUUGACUACAAGUUAUUUUUAGCCUCGCAAAUAGGAAGAUCAACCGGAACGCCAAAAGACACACAAGCAACUUUAAUAGUACAAUUAGGAAUCUGUUUAGUUAAGUACUUGGGACUAAUUUAUGAUAAAAAACUUAUUUUCAAAGAGCACAUUGAGAGUAUACAAGCCAAGUGCAUCAAAUAUACGAGAAGUUUAUAUCCUCUCAUUAACAGGAAUUCUAAACUUUGUUUAAAGAACAAACUUUUGAUUUACAAACAAAUUUUUAGACCAGCAAUGCUUUAUGCUGUACCGAUCUGGUCAAGUUGCUGUUCUACAAGGAAGAAAACGCUCCAAAGGAUUCAGAAUAAAAUUCUGAAAAUGAUUUUGAAGCGUCCUCCUUGGUUUGGUACACUCGAAAUACAUAGACUUACUGGUGUUGAACCAUUAGAAGCUAAGUCAAAUAAAAUUAUUAACAAUUUUCGACAAAAAUCGUUGCAAUCCUCAAUUGCUACGAUAAGCUCUCUUUAUAGCCAAUAAGUUAGCAAUUAAGUUAGUUGUAAGUUUACUUCCCCUUUUCUGACAAGUAGGUUUAAAUCCCUACGAAUGAUAAGUCCUAAUUGCGAAAGCAAACAAAUCCUAACAAUUAAAAUUACAAAUUUCUAACAGUGUUGAGAAGUCACCAUUUGUGAGUGGACACACAUACUCAUUAUUUACUUAUAUUUAUCAUAAAUACUUAAGCUACUAACAAAUCCCCCCUAAAAAAAAAAAAAUCUGUUUACCUCAACUGACCUGAUUAUGCAAGCAAGUUUGUUUGCCCGAAAUGAACAGAAACCUCAAGAACUAUGCCUUUUUCCUUCCUCAUGAGUGAUUCGUCCAUCGGUUGAUGUGUUUGUGCACUCCGUUAUGUUUCCAAAGCGGCCCCAAAAACAACCGCUUCGGUCGGUGCAACACAAAACAACAGCUAGGAUCCCAGCUAAUAUACAAAGUGCGCUUACAUCACUAACUCUUUGGCUAGAGAUACGUUUCGAGCAGUCACGAAUCACGAUACUAGACGAGAAAUGUUCACGUAUGUGCUGCUAAUGUCGAUCCGGUGUUGAUAGCUAGGUUGUAGCCACUCAACAACAGAAAUGGAAGAGGAAACCACCGCUAUUGGAAUUUAACAUCCGACUGGUGGAACACACUGAAAAUAAAUGUUGUUCUGCUGAAAAAUAUUUCCGCCUCCGUCAGUUGCACAGUAUUUUUAUCACUAAAAAGUUAUGAUUCAAUUCAACAGUCAUCUGACGAAUCUGUUGGCAAAAUAAAUUCCAAGCAGUUUGUUUCCCAGUGUGCAUCACCAGGCUCCGGGUUUCACUGGCUCCGAGGGGGAUUACUAGAGUGUGCUUGCUGUGCAAACAGGGUGGAAAGUAAUAAUUUUCUCUAUUGGACUCAAAUGGAAUGGAAAUUCUCGAGUGCGCAGGAAAAAUGCUUUCGAUUUUUUUCCGAUGCUAUUUAACCGCAGAUUUGAGUUCACUGCCAUCACUUUCGUUACCACCGCGUCGUCAUCAUCAUCAUCAUCGUCGUCGUCGUCGUCGUCGAACGGAACCGAUACCGUGUGGACUAAUGUUGAUUGUCCGAAAGCGUGGGGUGAAGCAUUCCUGGAAGAGGCAAGUGAAUGCUAAAACUCAUUUCAUGCCCAACCGGCUAUUGAAGUUGGUCGUUAUUGGCGGAAUUUGGAGCCUGCUAGUUUAGCGGCGACUCGUGCGACUUUUUAGAUGUUGUGCUCUGCGAGGGGUUUUGGUGAUAUGAUUGAUUCUUCUUUUCUCGAUUUCGCGUUGUAUGUUCAUAUAUAAAUUUGUCUCUCUAUUCAUAGGUCACAGAAUACGAUUCAUAUUAUUGAAUUUACUCUUAUAUUCAAGCUAUUAAACUACUUUAUUGCAAGUGUUUAGUUUCGAACUUAAUUUGAGCUGCUCGAGCUCAGUUAAUUUGAUGUGAUUUAGUAAUACUGGGGAGUAUAUGUUUAUAGGAGGGAAAAAUAUUGAUGAUGAUUUUUGUUUUUUAAUUUUCUUUAUACAAUUCUAGAAUCGAAUUACACCUCUGCUACCUGAUCAGUCUCUCGCUCUCUAAACCCCAUCUUCCCUUUAAAUCCUCACCCGCACAGGAAUCGUCAACUGCACGAUCUGAGAUCACUAAAAAUCAAACGCUAAAUAAAUGUGCGAAAAAUGCAAAAUUCAGAGUGAUUAUAAUUAACCUAACUAAAAAUCGUAAGCAUAAGUAAGCAAGCAAAAGAGGUUGUUUUAAUUAGUGCAAAACUGGAAUAACAAAGCGAUAAAUGUACAUUCAAUGUGUGUGUAGAUAUCAAAUCAUUAUGAGCUAACAAAAAAAAAACGAUUACAAUUUCACCACGUGGGUGUAACAAACACACGGCUACAGUUAGCGAGAAGACAAAAAGAAAUCAAAUCAAAUUGUUUACUACAUCUACAAUCAAUCUGUGACAAAUAACGAUAGCUUAAAAAAUUCCUUUCCAUGAAUGAAAUAAAUUGGUUACGAAAAAUAGACAAUCGCUUGGAAGUGUAGCUUUUUGAUUCCGUUCGGGGUUUCAUUUACUUUCCGUUUUCCUCUUUGCGCUGAACUAGGUUAUCCUUGACGGAACAAUGAAUAAAAAAAACCUGACAACAAAAGUAACAAGAGUAGAUUGAAUCUAAACUCAAGCAAACUGAUCACGUCGAAUAUAUAAUACACAUACAAAAUACGUAGUGACAGGCAGAUCAACGAGCUGUACAAACUGAAUAAGUAACAGAUUGAGGAAAUCAUGGAAGACACUGAAGCCCAUAACCCAAGGAAAAAUAUAUAGCAAAAUAUAAUGGUCAGUUAAUCAGUCUCAGCAAACGAACCUAUCAUUAAAACAAGUUGAAGAACUAUAUUGAAAUCACAAACGAAUUGACGUGUAGGAAUGUAAGCGCAAAUUACCUUUUUUAUAAGACAAGAAAAAGUGUAGCAUUAAGUAGUAUAGAAAUAACGAACAAACAUCUUAUAUACACAUCCAUUUUCAAAUUCACGCGUUUUUUACGUAAACAAGUUAUCUUUUGUAAGAAAAUAAUGCCAAAAACAUUAAAAAAAUGUGACACUCCGCUAGGUGAUAAACGAUGUGUAGUUAUUAACGAAUAAAUUUAUGGAACUAAAAUUUCACUUUACACCCAGACAUUAAGCAACAUUAAUGCAUCGUGCAACCAUGAGUGUAUAUUCACAUUUCUCACACGACACACUGGCCGAGAAUGAGAGCAGCAACGGGUGAUAAUGAUGAUGAAGAUGAUCAACCGUAGUGUAGAGUUCCAACGCAACUGCUGGAAAACUUCCAUUAGAAAUUACUAAACUGCAGUUUAGUCCUGUCAUUCUACCGUGCUGACUCGCAUUUCGGUCGCUGGCGUCAUUUCUCAUCAUUCAUUAGUAGUAUCACGUAAGGAAAAAAAAAAUUUAUUUUCAUUGUAUUUAUUUUUUAUGAACACGCAUUUCGUACAACUUUUCAAUUAAAUUGAUCAAAUGAAAUUAAUUGAAAAUGGAAACAAAACAUAAACCAGAGCUGUGAAUCUUAAUCGAUGAUGUUGCGGUUUUACGAACCACCCUAUCAAGUCGCUGAAGCUGGGGUUUCGUUUGCUCGCGUGGUCAACAUUGUCCAGCUCGAAGCCGGCCGGGCAAGAGCAGUCCGAAAUUUCUAUUUUAGUAAAACUUUACCACACGCUUUUAUAGCAAAUCACCAAGGCUGACAUGAGAAAGAGUAGAUAAAUAAACAAAAAAAAGCAUCUCAGCAUCGUUCUUGCACACGCGGAGCCACCCGGUGCUGGCCGAGCGACAUUCGGCAACCCUGGUCAAUGCUUCCUAGGGUUAACAAGACAUCACAUUGGAUUCUUGAACAUAGUAAAGUUGUAAAUAUAUUUUUUAAAACGAAAGUAAAUAAAUUUUUAUAAUUGUUUUCGAUAAUAAUUUAUAGUAAGGUUUAGGAUAUGAUAGUGUAAAAAUAUGGUUAAUUAUUUAUAAACAAAAUGUAAGUAACGGUUUUUAUCAAAAGAAAAAAUAAACUACCAAAAAUUAAACAUAAACUAAUGGAACGUCUAUACUAAAACCAACCUAUACCUACGGCAAAAAGGAAAUUGAAAACAACUCCGACGUCUGCAGAAAUAAGUUAAACUAAUACUACAAUGAUAUUAAAUUUAUAGAUAAAAGAGGAAUAAAAGUAACGCAUAACUAACAGACAAAAAAAAAACGGAAUCUUAAUCAUAACAGCAUAAGUAUUGUGAUCAUUGAUUAACUUAAUGUUACUGUCACAUAUUAAAAAGAAAACAAAUCACUGGAAAACACCAUACUACAAAACCAAAUCGCUAACUUGAAAUAUCACAAUGAGACAACAGUAAUGGAUGGUACCGAGAAUAAAAAAAAAGUUGUGCAUAUUCUCACACAAACACACAGACACACACUUGUCCCCAAAAGCCCAUUCUAUCAGUCUAACAAAGGUGAGACUACAACUGUGUAACGGCAACUAUAUGCAACAGCACGCAACGCGAAUAAAACUAUAAAUUUAGAACAUUGGAUUGAUGCAAAACCAAAAAAAAACUGCCGAUAGAGCAGUCGAAUUCUGAGCAAAAACGAAGAUAAAAUAGAAACAGGAAGUAAACACACGAGUGAAACUACACACAGCACGAACCGGUCGAGGGUAGUAGACGGAGUAAAGAGAAAACAAACGCGUCGAGUGACGUAAUUGAAAAGGACAACAUUAGAUUGUAUAUUAUAGAAAUUUAUUAAUAUAUACAUAUAUAAAUAAAUGUUACGCGUUAUUAAUAAAUUAUAAAAAAAGCUU
This is a messenger RNA of Wyeomyia smithii (pitcher-plant mosquito), 36005 nucleotides long. It is a transcript of the gene nAChRalpha1, whose product is annotated as acetylcholine receptor subunit alpha-like 1. Bases 1966 to 3636 code for a protein of 556 amino acids. Gene Ontology annotation, cellular component: synapse; neuron projection; postsynaptic membrane. The transcript has 10 exons. Gene Ontology annotation, molecular function: transmembrane signaling receptor activity; acetylcholine-gated monoatomic cation-selective channel activity. NCBI's taxonomy places the organism in Eukaryota, Metazoa, Arthropoda, Insecta, Diptera, Culicidae. The record is from RefSeq and is a predicted model, not a curated record. Gene Ontology annotation, biological process: signal transduction; monoatomic ion transmembrane transport; regulation of membrane potential.